CCUCCCCCGGGAAGAUUGGCCGCUGCGGCGGGCGCAGAGGAGGGCAGGAGCGGGCUCUCGCGGGCGGUGCUGAGAGCCCCGCGCUGCCAGUGGCGCGCUCUCCGCGGAGUUUUCCCUCUCUGAGGACGGGCUGCCUGCGCGCCCCUUCGCGCCCCGGGGUGACGGGAAGAGGAGACCAUGGUGUCCGUCGGGAGCGGCGCGUCCCUGUGGCUGGGAGUGCUUCUGGGCGUCUGGAGCUCCGGCGCUUGGCUGCCUGUCGGGGGGUGCCCCAGCAAAUGUACCUGCUCUGCCUCCAACGUGGAUUGUCACGGGCUGGGACUGAAAACGGUGCCGCGGGGCAUCCCCAGGAAUGCGGAGCGGCUGGACUUAGACAGAAAUAAUAUCUCAAGAAUCACCAAGAUGGACUUUGCUGGUCUGAAGAAUCUCCGUGUCUUGCAUUUGGAAGAAAAUCAAAUCAGUAUGAUAGAGCGUGGAGCAUUUCAGGAUCUAAAGCAACUCGAACGGCUGCGUCUGAACAAGAAUAAAUUACAGGUUUUACCAGAGCUGCUUUUCCAGAACACGCUGAAGUUAACCAGAUUAGAUCUAAGUGAAAACCAAAUUCAAGGAAUCCCAAGGAAGGCCUUUCGAGGAAUUACUGAUGUGAAGAACUUGCAACUGGACAACAACCAGAUCAGCUGCAUUGAAGAUGGAGCCUUUAGAGCCCUGCGUGACUUGGAGAUUCUUACACUCAACAAUAACAACAUCAGCCGCAUCCCUCUUACCAGUUUCAACCAUAUGCCAAAGAUCAGGACUCUGCGACUUCACUCCAACUACCUGUAUUGUGACUGCCACCUGGCGUGGCUGUCUGACUGGCUGCGGCAGAGGCGCUCAAUUGGGCAGUUCACAUUCUGCAUGGCGCCCGUACACCUACGGGGUUUCAAUGUGGCGGACGUUCAGAAAAAGGAAUAUGUCUGCUCUGGUUCCCACUCUGAACCUCCAUCCUGCAAUGCUAAUUCCAUCACUUGCCCAUCCGCUUGCACAUGCAGCAACAACAUUGUGGACUGUCGAGGCAAGGGCUUAACAGAAAUUCCAUCUAACCUACCAGAGAGCAUUGUGGAAAUACGCUUGGAACAGAAUUCCAUCAAAACAAUUCCCCCUGGAGCUUUUUCCCAGUAUAAGAAACUUAAGAGAAUAGACAUCAGCAAGAAUCAAGUAUCUGAUAUUGCUCCUGACGCAUUCCAUGGCUUGAAAUCCCUCACCUCGCUAGUGCUCUAUGGAAAUAAGAUCACCGAGAUUCCCAAAGGCCUUUUUGAUGGGCUUGUCUCUCUGCAGUUGCUGCUUCUCAAUGCCAAUAAAAUCAACUGCCUGAGGGUAAACACAUUUCAAGAUCUGCAUAACCUCAACCUGCUAUCACUUUAUGACAACAAACUGCAGACCAUCAGCAAGGGGCUCUUUGUACCUCUCCAGUCGAUCCAGACUCUACAUUUAGCUCAGAAUCCAUUUGUGUGUGACUGCCAUUUGAAGUGGCUGGCUGAUUACCUGCAGGAUAAUCCGAUAGAAACCAGCGGCGCUCGAUGCAGCAGUCCGCGUCGCCUUGCCAACAAACGAAUCAGCCAGAUCAAGAGCAAGAAGUUCCGCUGCUCAGGUUCAGAAGAUUAUAGAAGUAAGUUCACUGGGGACUGCUUUAUGGACCUUGUCUGUCCUGAAAAGUGUCGCUGUGAAGGCACAAUCGUAGACUGUUCCAACCAAAGACUCACCCGCUUACCCAGUCACCUUCCUGAAUAUGCUACCGAUCUACGUUUAAAUGACAACGAUAUCUCAGUCCUAGAAGCCACUGGAGUCUUCAAGAAACUGCCCAGCCUAAGGAAAAUAAACCUGAAUAACAAUAAGAUCAAGGAGAUCCGAGAAGGUGCCUUUGAUGGGGCGGUUGGGGUGCAGGAGCUGAUGCUGACGGGGAAUCAGCUGGAAUCCGUUCAAGGGCGAAUGUUUAGAGGCCUCACAGGAUUAAAGACAAUGAUGCUGAGAAGCAACUUGAUCAGCUGUGUGAACAAUGACACCUUCACAGGACUAAGCUCCGUAAGACUGCUCUCGCUGUACGACAACCGCAUCACCACUAUCACUCCUGGAGCAUUCAAUACACUUGUCUCUUUGUCAACGAUUAAUUUGCUGUCUAAUCCCUUUAAUUGUAAUUGCCAUCUGGCAUGGCUGGGGAAAUGGCUGAGGAAAAGGAGAAUUGUCAGUGGAAAUCCACGUUGCCAGAAACCCUCUUUCUUAAAGGAGAUUCCAAUUCAAGAUGUGGCCAUCCAGGACUUCACCUGUGAUGGUAAUGAUGAAAGCAGCUGUCUGCUCUCUCCUCGUUGUCCGGAUCCGUGUACUUGCGUAGACUCGGUGGUGCGCUGCAGUAACAAAGGUCUGCGCAUCCUACCCAAAGGCAUCCCGAAGGAUGUGACUGAGCUAUAUCUGGAAGGAAACCAUUUAACAGCUGUGCCAAAGGAACUGUCGACCUUCAGACACCUGACACUGAUUGACUUGAGCAACAACAGCAUCAGCAUGUUGGCCAAUUACACCUUCAUCAACAUGACUCAGCUAUCGACACUGAUCCUGAGCUACAACAGACUCCGGUGUAUUCCAGUCUACGCAUUUAAUGGACUCAAGUCGCUUCGAGUGUUAACUCUUCACGGUAAUGAUAUUUCCAGUGUCCCUGAAGGUUCUUUUAAUGACCUCGUGUCCCUUUCACAUCUGGCUCUAGGUACCAACCCCUUGAACUGUGACUGCAGUCUGCGCUGGCUUUCAGAAUGGGUGAAGGCAGGAUACAAAGAACCAGGGAUUGCUCGGUGCAGUGGGCCAGAGGACAUGACAGACAGACUGCUGCUCACAACACCAACCCAUCGCUUCCAGUGCAAAGGACCAGUAGAUGUCAACAUUGUGUCCAAGUGUAACCCUUGCCUUUCCAGUCCAUGUAAGAACAACGGGACAUGCAACAACGAUCCAGUUGAGUUCUAUCGGUGUACUUGUCCCUUCGGUUUCAAGGGUCGGGACUGCAAUAUGCCUAUUAAUGCCUGCAUUCAGAAUCCAUGCCAGAAUGGAGGGACCUGCCAUCUCACCGAGGCAAAUAAAGACGGAUUCAGCUGUUCUUGCCCUCUAGGAUAUGAGGGGGAGAGAUGUGAAAUCAACCCAGAUGACUGUGAAGAUAACGAUUGUGAGAAUAACUCCACAUGCAUGGAUGGAAUCAACAACUACGUCUGCCUUUGCCCUCCUAAUUACACAGGUGAGCUUUGCGAUGAAGUGAUCAACCACUGUGUUCCUGAGCUAAAUCCAUGCAAGCAUGAGUCCAAAUGCAUCUCCUUUGACAAAGGACUCAGAUGUGAGUGCCUACCUGGCUACAGUGGCAAACACUGUGAAACUGACGACGAUGACUGUGUAGGCCACAAAUGUCGUCACGGUGCUGUGUGCGUAGAUGCAGUCAAUGGCUACACCUGUGUCUGCCCCCAAGGGUUCAGCGGACUCUUCUGUGAAAAUCCUCCGCCAAUGGUUCUGCUACAGACCAGCCCUUGUGACCACUAUGAAUGCCAGAAUGGGGCUCAGUGCAUUGUAGUGCACCACGAACCAGUCUGCCGCUGCCUAGCUGGCUUCGCUGGCCAAAAGUGCGAGAAACUCAUCACCGUUAACUUUGUUGGGAAGGAUUCUUAUGUUGAGCUGCCGUCGGCCAAAAUCCGGUCUCAAGCAAACAUCUCCCUGCAGGUAGCAACAGAUAAAGACAAUGGCAUUUUAUUAUACAAAGGAGACAAUGAUCCUUUGGCUUUGGAGUUGUACCAAGGACACGUGAGGCUUAUCUACGACACACUGAACUCUCCACCCACCACAGUUUAUAGUGUGGAAACAAUAAAUGAUGGGCAGUUUCACAGUGUGGAGCUGGUUAUGCUGAACCAAACAUUGAACUUGGUUGUGGAUAAAGGAGCCCCCAAGAGUCUUGGCACACUGCAGAAACAACCCACUGUCAACCUCAACACCCCACUCUACAUUGGAGGGAUCCCAACAUCUACUGGGCUAUCUUCAUUGCGCCAAGGCACAGAGAGGAUGUCAAAUGCCUUUCAUGGAUGUAUCCAUGACGUCCGCAUUAAUAACGAGCUGCAGGACUUUAAGGAUCUACCCCAACAGUCAUUAGGAGUCCUUCCUGGCUGCAAAUCCUGUAACAUCUGCAAGCAUGGGAUCUGCCGGUCCAUAGAGAAGACAAGUGUUAUCUGUGAAUGUCACCCAGGCUGGACAGGCCCGCUGUGUGACCAGGAAAUUGGAGACCCCUGCCUUAAUAACAAGUGUAUCCAUGGCAAAUGCACGGCUGCCAACUUUGCUUACACGUGUAAGUGCUUGGAGGGAUAUACAGGCAUGUACUGCGACAAGAAGAAUGACUCCUCAAACCCCUGCAGAAUUAUGAAAUGCAACCACGGGCAGUGUAAACUCUCAGAACAUGGGGACCCAUACUGUGAAUGUGACCCUAACUAUAGUGGAGAGCACUGUGACAAAGAGAAUCUUUGCCAGGGAGAGAUUGUCCGAGAAGUGAUCCGUAAACAGCAUGGCUACAGCUCAUGUGUCACUACCUCCAAAGUUCCGCAGAUGGAAUGUCGUGGCAGUUGCAGUAAUGGGCAGUGUUGUGUUCCCCUCCGAAGCAAAAGGCGGAAAUACAUAUUUCAGUGUGUGGAUGGCUCCUCCUUCAUGGAAGAACUGGAGAGGCAUGUGGAAUGCGGCUGCUCAAAAUGCUUAUAAGCCAUUCUCCAGUCUCUUGCCACUUUAAUCGACUCAGAAGUGCUCUCAAAAUGGGACCUAUUUACUUUCAGCGUGAAGAAGAGAAGAAUAUUAAGUAUAUUGUAAAAUAAACAAAAAAUAGAACUUAUUUUUAUUAUGGAAAGUGAAUAUUUUCAUCUUUUAUUAUAUAAAGUAUCACAUCAUUUUGGGUAUAUGUAUCAUAUAGUGAGUUAUUUUUACCAUAAAACUUUUUAACAGUUGUUAAAAAAAUAAAAAGGUUUUAAAAAAUAAAGAAAUCAUAGCCUAACAAAAGGAGAAACGGGGUAAGUUUAUAAUCAUGCAUGAUGGCCAAAUGUGAAGAUAUUUCAAGGAACUGCUACAAAAAAAUAGAUACAGACAGAAAACAAUCUUCUCCGAGGUUCUGGUGGGUACAACAGGAAAGCACAAUCUCACAUCUGACAGCCAUCUCCUCUAUCUGUGUACCCUGAAAAUCUCCCUUUUGCUUCUUACCCUUGUCUAACAAUGCUAGUUUGUGUUUGGUUCCUGUACAGUGGCUCAGCUUGAUACUCUUGAAAAUGUCCCUCAAAAAGUGCAUCGGUCUGGCAGUAGCCUAAGUCUGAUACUGUCUCCAUUACUCAAGUGUGAUAAUACUAUACUGCAUUUUUUGUUUUGUAUUUUGUAUUUUUAUCUGUCUUCCGAAUAUACUCUUGAGCGACUGUAUCUCUAUAGCACGGACAGCUCUACCCAAACUGAAGUGGGGCAGAGAAUGUGGGAAAUGUAUUUUGCGACAUUUUUGUCCAAAAAGGCAAAAAUAAGUGCUUAGUUACUCCAGUUAAGUAACAUACUGACUUCUUCUGCUUACCCUUCAUGUGCUGCUUCCCAGAUUUAUGCCUUGAUGCUCUUAGCCUGGAGUUAAUUUUUGAAUAUGAAAUGUGAGGAAUAUAUUACAAUGAAGUUUGGCAACCUAAACACUGUAGCUUUCAAGUUCAUGUAUAAAAGUCCAUUUGUAAAAGGUGAAAAUAUCCUAAGAACCAGAAUUUACCAUGCUAAGAUAUUGUACUUUAUUCCCACUUUCAUUUAUUUCUGCCAAAAUUUUACUCUUUGCCAGAGUUGUCUAUUAAUACACACUCUAGGUGUGUUCAUGGACAAUAUGCUGCUUCUCCAGCUGCUACUUCUCAAAUUAAUGUAAAUUGCACUACAAGCAUGUUGAAUUCCUAGGUUUGCUGUCCAUCCCACCUUAACACUUUCAUCUGGUCUUACUGAGACUUUUGAUAUUUUCAUAUAGUGUUGCUCUCACUUUCCACUACAGGCUGUCCUCGCUAUAAGUCCAAAAAGCUUGGACUCAUAGCAAAACAACUUAAAGCAGGGAAUUUGUUUCCCACAGCUGACUUCCAUUUGCGCAAAUUCAGGAGGGGGUUGCACAACUUAAAAGCGAGGAAUGGGAGAACUUGUAAUGAGAACUUGCAUCAGUUCCUACAAGCAUCAACGACUUAUUGCUGAACGGAUGUAUACCAAGGCGACUUAUAGCGGGGACGCCCUGUACAAAGAUUGGCUGAUUGAUUCACACUAAGAACAUUUGCACCUGCACUGUUGAAUAUUCUGCACCUGUUCUAUGUGUGCGGAAUGAAUGCUGAAUAUGUAGCAGAGAUCCAUGCAGAUGACAAAUUCUCAGUGUGAAUUUGAGAGGUGACUUUUACUCUUAGGCUGUGUCUAGACUGCAGGGUUUUUUGGAAAAAAGUAGCCUUUUUUCGAAAAAACUUCAUCGGCGUCUAGACUAUAGCCACGUUCUUUCAAAAUUAAAUCGAAAGAACGUGGCUUUUCUUUCGACGGUGGUACUCCUCAUUUCACGAGGAAGAACGCCUUUUUUCGAAAGGCGUUCUUGAAUGCAAACAGGGCUUUUUCGAAAGAGAGCAUCCAGACUGCCUGGGUGCACUCUUUCGAAAAAGCGGCUUGCUUUUUCGAAAGUACUGGUUGCAGUCUAGAUGCUCUUUUUCGAAAGAGGCUUUUUUGAAAGUAUCUUUCUGCAGUAUCUUUCGAAAGAGGCUUGCAGUCUAGACGUAGCCUUAACGUGUUGGCCGUUUUGCCAGGGUUACCUAUUAAAAACAGAAAUUACAUUCACGGGCAGCCAGUACGUUAGUGCCCUCCCUAUGCACCGGGGCCGGGCGCCGCCCACCUUCCCCGUGAUGCUUCUCCCGCCCUACCUUCACCAGCUGCCCAUGAUUACAUUACCCAAGCCUUGACGUGGUCUAAUACCAUGAAUAAAUUGACCUCCCUGCCAAAAUUGUUCCAUUGUUUCUUCAAGUACUUUCUCUUUCUCCCUGCAAGAGCAUUGAAUACAGUGGUCCUUUUUUCAACGAGUCUGUUUGUGUGAAAAAGCUAUGACAGAGCUUUAUACCCCACAUUGUGGUCUGAUCCAAUGCCCACUGACUGUAAUGGAAAGGAUCAGGCCCUUUAAAAGCCAGGGCAGAGAGAAAGGCUCAUCAGUUUAUAAAUAAAUAGAUGAUACUUUUGCCUGAAUGAGGCUUUUAAAAAAGCAUGGUCCAGAUUCCUGCCAUAGCCAUUACAAAUUUACAGUCCCAGAAAAAGAACAGACACCACUGCAGUUACAAUGUAAAUCUUUGUCUUUUUUUGGAACCAGAAGCCCUAAGAUGCUUAUAGACCUUACUCUAAUUAAAGCCUAUUUUAUCCAUAACAGUGUAGUCAGGUUUCCUUUUUGUUUCUCAGUGUAAUUUGGGCAGGAAGGAAGUGAGUGAUACAAUAGAUGUCUUUCAGAAUAAAUACUAUUACAAUGGAGCCUGCAAUCAGGGAAACACGAACCAAUUACUGUGUGCCAAAAACUGAUUGCAAUAGUAUGGAACAGGAGACAGGACAAAAAAAAACCCUGUUUCAUAUAGCAUAGUUUCACUUUAUGUCAAGUGAUAAUAUGUGAAACCAGAAGCACACGGAGCUUAUAAAGUUUAAAAUAACAAAACAAAACCAAAAAAACCUCCCUGCCCCCAAGCUGUUGAAUCUAAAAAUUUCCAAAAGCAACUAAUUGCACAUGCUUGUAUAAACAAGGCCUGGCACAUCUCUACUAUUAUUAAUUAUACAUUCGUAGACACAGUUAGCCAUUAUUCCAGAGAAGAGAAAUCAAGACUUGACCAGUGGAUCACAGCACAUCAGUGUUUCUAAUAAAGUCUCAUUAGUAAGCUGGAUAAUUGGCAGCUAGUAAACUGCCAAAACUUUGUGCAGCAUUGUCUUCCCCAAAAAACUAACUAAAGUUGUAGUCAAUGGAUUCAUCCAAACAGCAGUAUGACUGAGAUGAACUGUUUCCUCUCCACCAUCCCACACAUCCUGACAGGUGUUUAUAUUGUGACUGUUACCAAAGGCAAAAAAAAAAGCCAUUGAACAGCUAAUUAAAUGACUAAAUGUGUUUAGCCAAAACUUCAUAGCUACAGUACAGUAGGGCUGGCCCUGUUCUGUUAUCACAGUCAAGUGCUGUGAAAUACAAGUCAGAAUUCCUAUUUUUUUAACAAAAAGAAACAUUUUUGUAUAUUUCUAGACAGCAGUUGUGUGACAAUCACUGCCAUGUUUCAGAUGAGUGAUUUUACUGGUUUAAUAUGGAAUUAGUUUGCUUGGUUUAAAAUUUAAAAAAUGUAAUGGUGCCAAAAAUGUGAGGUUAAUGGAAGUGUUAAUUAGCUCUGGAAGUUUCUUCUGUAACCUGCUGUUACAGAAGUUAUCAGCUACUACAGGUACAAUGCAGUAAUUUUUUAACGCUAUCAAGCUUUUAAUAUAAACUGAAGAAGGAUGCUAACCCUAAACGAAAUGAGGGCAAUGCAGACUAGGGUGAAUUAGUGUAUUUUAUUAACAGACUCAUUGUGAUGUAAUUUGAAAUAAAGUGUUGGGUUUAUGGAAGAUUAUAACAUA
Molecule: messenger RNA, 8625 nt
Organism: Pelodiscus sinensis (Chinese soft-shelled turtle)
Lineage: Eukaryota; Metazoa; Chordata; Testudines; Trionychidae
Gene: SLIT3
Product: slit guidance ligand 3
Biological process (GO): axon guidance; negative chemotaxis
Molecular function (GO): calcium ion binding; heparin binding; Roundabout binding
Source: RefSeq, a predicted model, not a curated record